AUGUCCUGCGAUCUCAGAGGGAAGAAGCUGGAACAUGGCUUUUUCCACAGUCAACAGAGGAGUCAAGAGCAGAAUACAGGAUGGUGCAGGGAGCAACAGAGGAACACUGUGUCCACAGCUCUUCUGAGAAACACUGAACCCAGUGCUCUUCCAGCCGCACCCAUAAAAGGACAUACUACCCACCAGAUCACAUGUCUGCGGCGACCAAUCACAGCGCAACAGAAGUGUGUGAAUGGAUCCAGUCCCAGAGGGGACAAGACACUCUGCUCUCUGCCCUCUCCCCGCUACGGCUCACAGUCAGCCCGGGUCAUUCCCAGCCUCAGUCCGGGAGCUGACGUGGAGCUCCAGCCUCGUCCCUCUCGCACCAUGGCCCAGGUGAAGCUGGAGCAGACGCCGCGGGAGGACAGUGUGAACCUGAACCUGGCCCAGAAUCAGGACCUGAACUUGAAGCAGGACCCAGACUGUGGAGAUGUCGAGAGCUUUAUUCUUCCCUUUGUGAAAACGGAACCAGAGGAGUUUUACAUCCCAGCCUUCCAGGAGUCAUCUGCCUUUUACCAAUCUAUAAAACAGGAAAACGAAAGUUCAGACUGCGACACAGAUGACUCUGAAGACUGCAGCUCCGACAGUUCUUUGGAGGAAACACACAAAUGCUCCAAAUGUUGGAAGGUGUUUGGCUCCAGCUUGGGUUUGAAGAUCCAUAAUCUAAAGAUGCAUAAGGACAUGGGGCCCCUCAGUUGCCCCGUCUGUGGAAAAACUUUUAAGCAUGAGAGGAGCAAGUUGCAUCACCUCAAGUACACGGUUUGUGCAAAACAAUACAAGAAGAUGACGCAGCCCUUGCACACCGUCACCCAAGGGAAGCCGGACAACUGCCCACUUUGUCUUAAAGUUAAAAACCAGUGUAUAGAAUGUGGAGAACGUUUCACUUCACAAUAUGAUCUGACGCUGCACCAAAGAAUUCACGAGGUGUUACCAUUCCAUUGUUCGUUUUGCUCAAAGGGCUUCUGCCAAAUUGGCUCUCUGGAAUUGCACGCCAGGACUCACACAGGGAAAUGGCCCUUCCUCUGCUCCAUUUGUGGGAAGGGUUUUGUGCGGCUGGGAAACCUGAAGCAGCACGUAGAGAACCACAAAACAAAGUCGGGAAACGGUUCGGAAACAUCAGCUCACCUCGACUUUCUCCAGCAGCAAGUGAUGAAACCUCACCUCCACCUCACGUGUCCCUUAUGUCCAAAGGUUGAUCAACCAGAAAGUCGUCUUCAGCGGCACAUGGGAAAUGAUCAGCAGGAGGAUCGCCAGAAGCACAUGGACAAUCACAAGAAGAGGACCUAUUCUGCUUGUGGAGAAAAGCUCAACUUUGAGACGCUCAAAUGUCAGUUUUGCUCAGAAGAAUUCCCAAAGAUGAUUCUACUGAAGCGACAUAUGCAGACUCACAUCAUGGCAAAGACUCCAGAGGAAAAACAGAAGGGGACUAAGAAGACCAGAGCAAUAAAAUCUACAGUCUGCAGUUUGGAGUUGGAAAAUCGCACUGAGCUGAUGACACAUGUUGAAACGCACUCUGGGGAGAAGCAGCUCCUCUGCCGGGUUUGUGGGAGGACGUUUAAGACUUCUGGAACUCUGCUGCUCCACAUGAGAGCGAAACAUCACAGUUCCACGGGUGACGGGAAGCUUGGGGCGGAAGGAAAGGGUUCUGUGGACUUUCUGACAAACGAUCCAGUAAUCAGCCGCUUGAACAUAAUGGAUUCAUUCCCACCGAGCGAAAAACCCAGGGUGCCUCUAUGCUCGGGCUGGCGUGUCGUUUUGACUCGCCUCUCAACCCGCCUGUUGACCUAUUCCUGA
This is a messenger RNA of Knipowitschia caucasica, 1833 nucleotides long. Lineage: Eukaryota; Metazoa; Chordata; Actinopteri; Gobiiformes; Gobiidae. The record is from the annotation of a GenBank genome assembly.